Drosophila takahashii is the source of this 3635-nucleotide messenger RNA. The record is from RefSeq and is a predicted model, not a curated record. NCBI's taxonomy places the organism in Eukaryota, Metazoa, Arthropoda, Insecta, Diptera, Drosophilidae.
AUGAUUGGCGAUGGCCUGGCCAAGAAGAUGAACCACCACCGCGGCAGUAAUACGAGUGAGGAGCGCGUGCCCCAGCCGCAUUCGCCCCACGACAGCCACGCCCAUCCGCACAACAACGGUGGGCUGCAGCACUCGGGAUCGCGGGCGACACUGCGCCACUCGAUGAACCACUCGAGCAGCUCCACAGUCUCGGGCUCCGCCUGCAGCUCCACGCCCGCCUCGCCCCAACUAAGUGGGGUGGUCAGCGCCUCCGGCUGCCAGCUGCUGUCCAACGGACACCACUACCAAUCUCAGUCGUCGGUGAGCUCCAACUCCUCGAUCGUUUCGGCCAUUCCCGCCUCGCAGAGACUGCUGGAGGAGGCUCUCGGCAAAUCGGCCCCCUAUCCCAUGAUCAUGUUGCCCCUGCACGGCGGCUACUGGAUGGAUGGCACCGAGCACGAGUGCGGCUACGAUCCGCGGGGAAAUCCCCUGCUGCCGCAGACCACCUGGAUGGCCAAGUUCGAGACGGACGACACGGCCAAGUGCUAUCGCCGGUUCUACGCCGCCAGGGAGCAUUCGAAUUUGAUUGGGCAGGAUGAGCAGUUGGGUCCGAUUCUCAUCUCGAUCAAAUCGGAAAAUGUGGCCAAUCAGGAGCACAUGCGAAUCCUGAUGAGGCUGAGAACUGGGACGAUGCACGAGCUACUGCCCGUCUCCUGUCUGAUGCCCCAGCCAAGUCCGGCGAAAAUGGCGCAUACACUGAACGAAAACAUAACGGUGGAGAACUUUAUGCCCAUCCUGUGCCCCAAGGCCUCGCAACUGAUCAGCGUCUACGACGAGCACGUCCUCGUCUCGCACUUCAAGUUCGGAGUGCUCUACCAAAGAUACGGACAGACGACCGAAGAGGAGCUCUUCGGCAACCAGCAGACAUCGCCGGCUUUUGACGAGUUCCUGGAUGUUUUGGGUCAGCGGAUUCGGUUGAAGGAGCACAAGGGUUAUAGAGGAGGGUUGGACAUCCAGAAUGGCCAUACCGGCGAUACGGCCGUGUAUGAGGUCUUCAAGGAGCGCGAGAUCAUGUUCCAUGUGUCCACCCUGUUGCCGCACACCGAGGGCGAUCCGCAGCAGCUGCAGAGAAAGCGACACAUCGGCAACGAUAUCGUGGCCAUCGUUUUCCAGGAGACCAACACUCCCUUCUCACCCGACAUGAUCGCCAGUCACUUUCUGCACGCCUUCAUCGUGGUCCAGCCCAUUGAGCCGAAUACCCCGCACACCCGUUACAAGGUCAGUGUUACGGCCCGCGAUGAUGUGCCCUUCUUCGGUCCCACCCUGCCGAAUCCCGCUGUUUUCCGCAAGGGUCAGGAGUUCAAGGAGUUCAUCCUGACCAAGCUGAUCAAUGCGGAGAACGCGUGCUACAAGGCCGAGAAGUUUGCAAAGCUGGAACAGCGCACCAGAACCUCGCUGCUACAGAAUUUGUGCGAGGAACUGCGCGAGAAGACCCGCGAUUUUCUGGGCACCGAUCUUUCCCAGACAUCGGCGGGAAGUCCCACUCCCGAGACUCCAAAGGCGGAAAGCGGUGGGGGCGGCAAUGCCGGUUCCCGAUUUAUCGAUACGGUGAAGAAGGCUUUAAUUAUGAGGGUGCGUUCGCAGAGUGUGGACACCGGAAAUGGUCAUGGACCUGGGCAGACGGACAAGUUCAGUGUGAACACCAAGCUGGGCACACUGAGCUCCAAGAAGGAGGCUCAUCCCGAAAUGCAGACACCCAAUCUGAAUACCUGCAGUCGCACGGCCUCGAAGUCCUCGUCCAAGUCCAAGUCCUCGAACGAGUCCACCUCCUCCUCGCCGGACAUCACCUCGCGCCAGGCGAACCACAACAACAAUAGCAAUUCCAACGGCGGACUCCUGCCCCAAAACGGGACCGGAGUGGGCGUGGUGGCGGCAGCCGUGAGUGCCGCCCAAAACGGAGUGGUGGCGGUGGCCACCAUGUCGGAGACGAGCGAUGAUUCCAGCCUGAAUAGCGUGGACCUGGAUCCGAUGAUGGCCCAUCUGGAUGGCGGAGCCACCUACAUUGACAGUGAUACCGGGCUGGAGAGCAUGAGUUCCGCGGAGGCCACCACCAAGGCGUGCUCCUUGUGCCUGGACGGCGUCCAGUCCACCAUAAUGGGCAGUUCGCCCAGCAACGAGACGAUCGUGAAGAUCGAGAAUCUUCGCCAGGAGGUCACGCGGUUGAAGUGCGACAAGCUGGAUCUACUCAGACAAAAUGUGACCUGUCAGCGCGACAUCAAGCGACUUCGGGAGCGGGAACUCUCCCUGCAGGGCGACCUAUCGGCAGCUGGCCGGGAGAUCCUGCGACUGCGGGAUCUUCUCAAGGAAUACAUGCCCGAUACAGCUUCAGCACCACUCUCCAUAUCGCCCAUCUAAGCGUAAAACGCAGACCUUUGAUAGCCGAUAUGUGGAAUAUGAGGAAGGGAAGGCAGGAAAAGAGGAGUAACCACUGUGCCGUGUAUAACACUUUGGAGAAAGGGAUCGACAGGGAUCGAGUCGAGUCGUUUGGAGAGCUGAAUAGCAGACAGUUGGCGUAGCCCCCGGAAAAAAACCCCAAACAAAAACAAAAACUGUAUUAUAUUUAGUUUACGUAGCUGUAGUUGUAGAUCCCCAGGAGAUCGGACAGGUUGCAGCAGGCAUGCGCAUGGACAAGUUAUUAUAUUUACUACAUACAAACAGUUACAAACUAAACUAAACAAAGCGAUAAAACAGCAAAUGAAAACAGAACACAAAACUCAAAAAAGUACACCAAAUAUAUAAUAUAAGUCUUUAAGCAUAUUUAACGCAAGAAUAAAGCCCCUAACCCUAAAUCAUAUGCCCUAAACCAAUUCCAGAACCCAUCCCAACUUUAACCUAAGUAGAAAGCGAUCAAUCACAAAGCAUCACACAGCGAUCGAUAUUGAUAUAUUAUGAUAGUAAUCACAAAACACACAGAAAAUAACACUCGUAGCAAAGUUUUGAGGUUUACAAAACCGUUACUCGUUCGUUAGUUGCACUCGUAAACUGUUACUAUUACCGUGACCGCUACCGUGACUCUCGCUUCACAUUUCAUCCCCAUAAUGGAAGAUAACUAAAUUAUGAUCGAUUUAUAUAUAUGAUUUUAAAGUUAAACACUCUGCAAAAGGCACACCACGAAAUAAACAAGAAAGAGGGAACUCUUAACCUUAAGUUUAAGUUGCUUUAAAUACUUUUACCUAAACUCUAUGUUAAUUAAUUAUUUUCUAAGUUUAACCAAACGCAGAAACCACAACAUCAGUGUGUUGAUGACUCACGAAAAGAAUUUGCAUGCCGCAUUCAGUGUACAUAUGUGUAGGAGCGACGUAUAAUUCUCGAUCCGCAUUCGGAUCUGUCGAAAUUAAUUAUGACUAUUUUAUUUUCUAAUCGAUUACUGAAAUACCAAUAACCGACAAAUGAGAGCAAACGCAAAAUGAAACCAAGCAAGUAGUAUUUGGGAAACUAAUUCCAAAAGCAAAAGUUACACGCAAGCAUGAAUUUUGUCUUUGAAAUCUAUCCGAUAAGUACCGCGAAUAAUUGUUUUUGUUGAGAUGCAUUAUCAUUUUUAUUGUGUAAAGUAUAAAAAACCAACAAAUAUAUGCAAAAUAUAUGGAAUAUAUAAA